Mesoplodon densirostris (Blainville's beaked whale) is the source of this 774-nucleotide messenger RNA. It is a transcript of the gene SUSD3, whose product is annotated as sushi domain containing 3. Gene Ontology annotation, cellular component: plasma membrane. The transcript is spliced from 5 exons. Bases 1 to 774 code for a protein of 257 amino acids. Lineage: Eukaryota; Metazoa; Chordata; Mammalia; Artiodactyla; Ziphiidae. The record is from RefSeq and is a predicted model, not a curated record.
AUGUGCGAGGAGGCCACGACCCUCAGCCGCAGGGCGAGGCCCGGGGGGCGCAUGGGGGACGCUACGCCCGCCCCGGGGAACUGGACAGGCAUGUGUGUGCAAGUGAAGCCACCCCUGCAGGGCACCUUCCAAGUACUUCGUGGGGACGGUACUUCUGUGGGGACUGUCAUCGUGUUCCACUGCCCCUCGGGCCACCAGAUGGUGGGGUCUGGCCUCCUCACCUGUGUCUGGAAGGGGAGCAUUGCUGAGUGGUCUUCAGAGGCCCCCAUGUGCAAGACUGUGCCUCCCUAUGAAACCUUCGGCUUCAAGGUGGCCGUGAUCUCCUCCAUCGUCAGCUGUGCCAUCAUCAUGCUCAUGUCCAUGGCCUUCCUCACCUGCUGCCUCAUGAAGUGUGUGAAGAGGAGUGAGCAGCGGCGAUCCAACAGGGAGGCCCAGCUGUGGUUCCAGCUGAGAGGCGAGGACUUAGAGACAGUACAGGCCGCCUGCCUCGGCCUCAAGGGCCCCAGCAACAAACGCAGCAUCAGUGGCGAGUCCAGGAUCCAGCCCAUCCAGGCUCACGACAACCACAGCUUCACCACAGACCUUGGCGAGGGGACCAGAGAGCUGGCCAGCAUGGCCCGAGGCAUUGACAAGGACCCCUGGACCCCCAGUGGCCCCACCAGCUCACCACGUGCCCAGGUGAUGGUGCAUACAGUGAACCCAGGGCAGAUGCUGCCUGCCUCCAGGCCAACUGUGGGAAUGCUCAGACAGCCUGCAGCCUAUGUCCCGGGGUGA